This is a messenger RNA of Mesocestoides corti, 426 nucleotides long. Lineage: Eukaryota; Metazoa; Platyhelminthes; Cestoda; Cyclophyllidea; Mesocestoididae. The record is from the annotation of a GenBank genome assembly.
AUGAUUGAAUACUGCUCAAAACGAAUCCUCUCCAUUGCCCUUCUCGUCCUCGUUAUACCUACUUUUACUAUCGCAAUUCCUUGUAACCGUAAUCAGUCCUACCAAUUCACAUCUUCGUGUCAGCCAUGUGAUCAGGUCGAUUUGAAGUCUGUACCGGAAUGUAAAGAAACUGGCUUUCGCACCGAACUGUUAUGCCUCAACGGUGAGAACGGUGUCGGAAAAAACCAGACAGGUCAACGUGUAUGGGUCGCCUGCGACCCAACUUCAUUCAGUGACUUGCGCAGUGAAAGGCGAAGUUUUGUUAUUUUUGAGUUUUUCGUUGGCAUCUGCGGAUUGGUCUCGUACGUGUUCGUCCGGAAACAGCACCGAAUACUCGAUCAACGCCUUCUAGAUCGAGUAAAUAGGCAGAUUUUCUCGUCCAGUUAA